AUGACAGGACGUCUCCUUGCUCUCACCCUCGGGCUGCUGUCCCUCAUCGCGACUCCAGCCGGAGCUCAAGAUCUGAGUGUGAGCACCAUCACGCUCUCCAACACCGAAGACGUGACCUUCUUGUCCGGCACCAAGACCGUCCCCGUCACCCAGCCCAGAACGCCGACGGGACCCUAUGCGACCUACACCUCGAGGAUCACGCUCACAAAUGGCGACCUCUCGACCAUGACCGGGACCAUGACGGUCACCGGCAACGUCACCCAGACCACGACCAACUCGGUCGGCCAGUCCGUCGUAAUCAUCUCGGGCCAGACCUCGGUCGUCACGUCCACCGUUACCGGAAACGCGACUCAGAGCACCACCGCCCCCGCCGGUCCGACCAACACCCAGCCGUGCAACAACUACGUCGAGUUCUGCGACCGCAAGUACAGCAACAUCACCGAGAUCGGCUGCCACAACUCCCCCUUUGUGCGCCCCGGAAACUCGGCCUCCAACCAGGCCCUCGACGUCACGACCCAGCUCAACGACGGCGUCCGCUUCCUCCAGGCCCAGAUCCAGUGGCCCACGAACGGCACCGUGCCGCACUUCUGCCACUCUUCAUGUGACAUCCUAGACGUCGGCCCCAUCACCGAGUGGCUCACCACCGUCCGCGAAUGGGUCGCCGCCCAUCCCUACGACGUCGUGACCAUCCUGCUCGGCAACGGCAACUACUCCACGCCGGACCUGUACGCCCCUUCAUCGAGUCCACGGGCAUCCUGCAAUACGCCUACGAGCCCCCCUUCCUCCCCAUGA
Colletotrichum spaethianum is the source of this 792-nucleotide messenger RNA. Its product is annotated as putative serine carboxypeptidase. The record is from RefSeq and is a predicted model, not a curated record. The transcript is spliced from 2 exons. Gene Ontology annotation, molecular function: phosphoric diester hydrolase activity. The coding region runs from base 1 to 792 and encodes 263 amino acids. Lineage: Eukaryota; Fungi; Ascomycota; Sordariomycetes; Glomerellales; Glomerellaceae. Gene Ontology annotation, biological process: lipid metabolic process.